UAGUUUCAGAAGAGAUAAAUAAUCUUUGCCUUUCUCUUUUUGCUUCUUCGGCGAUUCUAAGGUUCUUGUUCUUGUCGCAUUCACCCAAGAGGAGAAAAUGCCGGCAGGACAUGGAGUUCGGGCGAGAACGAGGGAUCUGUUCGCGAGGCCGUUCAGGAAGAAGGGUUACAUUCCACUCUCGACCUACCUGAGGACAUUCAAGGUCGGCGAUUACGUCGAUGUUAAGGUGAAUGGUGCGAUCCACAAGGGUAUGCCUCACAAGUUCUACCAUGGCCGUACCGGUCGUAUCUGGAACGUCACCAAGCGCGCCGUCGGUGUCGAAGUCAACAAGCAGAUCGGCAACAGGAUCAUAAGGAAGAGGAUCCACGUGCGUGUGGAGCAUGUGCAGCAGUCAAGAUGCGCAGAGGAGUUCAAGCUGAGGAAGAAGAAGAACGAUGAGCUCAAGGCUGCAGCCAAAGCCAGAGGUGAGACCAUUAGCACCAAGAGACAGCCUAAAGGCCCCAAGCCAGGAUUCAUGGUCGAAGGUAUGACCUUGGAGACCGUCACUCCCAUCCCCUACGACGUCGUCAACGAUCUCAAGGGAGGCUAUUAGUUUUGCUUUUUCCAGUGUUUUCACUCGAGACCAUUUUGGCAGUUUCGUAUUUGAGUGUUUUUUCAUGUGUCUUGGCUACAAUUACAAUGUCUCUAGGAUUCAAUCAAGUGAAACAAAACUUUGUCCCGUUUAUAUCUAUCAUUUUCUCUAUCUCGUCUCUGUUAUCGUUUCAAAGUAUAAAACAUUCAUCUCGAAUUAGAGUGAGUAAAAGCGCACACUUGAUCUUA
Molecule: messenger RNA, 819 nt
Organism: Thlaspi arvense
Lineage: Eukaryota; Viridiplantae; Streptophyta; Magnoliopsida; Brassicales; Brassicaceae
Source: the annotation of a GenBank genome assembly